UCAUUCUGUGCUACCUAUUUAUCCUGCAUUGGGAGAAUCCCACCUUGACUAACCUGUCGCAGGCAUUCUGCCGGGUUGCUUUGUCUCAUGUGUACUAGCAUGACCUGGUGAUGUCUCAAAGAUACCCUCCGCCGUCUGGGUUUAACUCCCGUGACCGUUCUCCGCAGCGUUUCGGUGACCGUCGACCGCCGGCAGGACCCCGAGGGUCCGACGAUGCUAAUAUCCCUCCCUUGGGGCGGGAACCGCCCCGAGGUCCUAAAGCUCUGAUUGAUCCGCCUCGCGGUGCUUCUUUCGCCGGUCGUGGCCGAGGAUACACCGCCCGAGGAGAAUUCCGCGAACGAGACCGAGACGUUCGAGAUCGCGAUCGAGACCGAGACCGAGACUUUCGAGAUGCCCGUGAUGGCCCGCCACCUUUUCGCCGCGACCUGGAUCGAGACCGGGACUGGACUCGCCGCGAUCGCGACUUUGACCCUCGAGAAUCCCGCAUCGGCUUUGGACGCGGUCGUUCGCGCUCUCCUCCCCCACCUCGCGACUUUCGAGAUAUCAGAGAGCCCCUUGGUCGAGACCCAGAUAUCGUCCGUAUGCGACGCGGCUCUCGUGAUAGUUUGAUUUCUGUAUCUUCGGCUGUGCCGGACGUUCCAGCGGGUAGUAGUCACCAUGUGCGGACAGGUCCUCCCCUCCGUGGGCGGGGUCGGGGUGAGUGGGAAGCAGGACGCGGCAGAGGCCGGAUGCAAUACUUGGAUGAUCGCGACACCUUCAGACGCAGAAGUCGAUCUCGCGACGGCCGUUGGGAUCGGGAACGUGACCGCGACCGGGAGAGAGAUCGAGAUCGAGAGCGUGAGCGUGAUCGUGAACGAGAUAGAGACCGCAUACUCGACCGUGACCGCGAAAGAGAACGAGAAAGAGGACCCUUGGAUCGCGACCGUGAGAUUGAUCGACGAGAACGGGAAAGAGAACGUGAAUUAAUGGAAAGUCGACGAGAAAGAUUUGAGCGGCGAGAUGACUUGGAUCGCCGCGUCGAGCGCGAGGAUCGAGACCGACCGGGGGAUCAACGGAAGCGUGAUCCGCCGACCAACCGUGUAGAAAAUCCCAACCGGAUACCGAGUAUAUCUGCCGCCUCAACUGUUGUUCCCGCACCGCAACCGACCCCUGCAGUUCUCGAGCGGGUACCCGAAAUCCCUGUGCCGGAGCCACCAAGCAAGCUAGCUGGAGGAGAUGUCCGUCGCGAGCCUGAACGAACUGAGGCACCGGCAUCUCGUACAGAGGCACCGAAGGAAGUAGCUGCGCCCGUCAAGCGGUCUUCACCCCCGGCCGCACCACAAGUCCCCGCAUUUGGGUCGGUUUCUGCAUCAGUUCCUGAAGUCACGGCCGACAAACCGGCUACCGAGUUAGCCCCUAGUCCACCCCCCCUUGCCAAAGCCGAAAAGGACCGCCCCGAGCUUCUACCACGGGUCCCAGGGCCUCCUCCAACGGCUCCGAAGGCUGAGCGGGCACCUCAAUUGCCUCUCGAGCAACGAAUCCGACGGGAUGAUACUCGCCGUGAUGAUACCACUGAUGUUCCCGCAAAGUCCGAGCCCCUCGCACGAGUCUCGAAACCACCUGCUGCCCCUCUGCCCAGUGGACCCAAGGUGGCGGAGCUUUCUCCCCCCACUGCGCCAGCAGCCAUGGUGGCCAAAGAGACAUCGGCAUUCCACGAGGCGACGUCGCCUAGCAAGGUAGGACCAGUCCCUUUGACGGUUGAUUUUGGGCGGAGACCGUCUGCAGCCGGUCGUGCGGCGUCUCCAGGCGCACAUACCUCCCCCAGAAUGCCAAACUCAACGAUUCCAACCGGUCCGCGCGCAUUGCAACAGCGGCCGUCUGUCUCUCGGGGACCGCCGAAGCCCAACAAGCAGUGGGUCCGUCCAGGAUACAGUCGACCGCCGACCGCGCCGAGCUCAAACAUCCCUGCAAAGCGAGAUUCCAUUGACGGGAAGGAGCGCAGUCUGUCGUUCAGCGAAGAGCAUCGGCGUGAUUCGCGCACUGACAAUGAUGAUUCAGGCUCUGGGCCAGAAGCCGGAGAAAUAGUCAGUGAGAAGGAUCCCACUGAGCCGAAGCUUGAACUUCCGCCCUCACCACCCCUAGUGGCGCAACCAGAAAGACCCCGCGAGAGGUCACCUCCGCCCGUGGAACAACAGCCGCCACCAUCAAAGCCAGUGGACGCGCCCAAGAAUGUGGUUAUUCCAGAUUUCACCAGAACUAGCGACGAAGAUGAAGACGAAAACAUUGUCUUUACGCAAGAUUAUCUCGAAGAGCGCAAACGUAUCUUUGAGAAAGACAUGCAAGCGCUUCGCGCGGAGCUUCCUCCGUCGCCGCUUGAAGAUCCGACUAUUGUAGCACUGCUCAUGCGGAUUCAAUUACUAGGUGCUCUAGCGCAUGCCACUGUCAAGGAGAAAACUCCAAGCCCUCCGCCUGUCGCGGCAGAGGAGAAGGUAGCCAGUGAUGACCAGCCGGAGGCAAUGGAUGUGGAUGUCACCGCCGAGCCCAAUGGCAAGGCUGAAGAUCACGAGCUACCGGCCAAGGAGGUCAUGGAAACAGUCCCCGCCGCCGAAGUACUGCCUGUGGAGACCCUACCGUUUCUCAACACUGGUCCUCCGACUCCAUUGUCCGAUUUAGACAUCUAUCAGGAGAAUGCAGCAGCCCACGAGCAGCUCAAGGAUAUCUUCCGCGGAGAGCUCAUGAAGCAACGUAAGGAGAUUGCCCAGAAGAAUGCCGGGCUCCGGGUUGAGUACCUUUCGCACUACAAGCCCUGGAGGAUGAAUGUCUGGGAAUUGGACAAUGCGAGAGAAAAGACGUCAGUCACGCCGGGACCGACCCCGCCACCCGCUGCUCCUAUUCCUGUGACAGCUACACCAGGUGCUGAAAGUGGGCGCCGAUACAAAGGAAACAGCGAGUUGGACUUUCAAAAUGCUCUUCGUGCCUCGGAGAUCUCUGCGCAGGAGGAGCUUGAGAAGCGUCGCGGCAACAAAGCUACAGCUCAUCCGGACUUGUCCCGCGAGGCUGUGAUUCCGGACAUGCUGGAACCUCGUGAGGUGAAAGCACGGAUUUAUAAAGACACCAACAACAUCGUCGACCCUGACAACGCUAUGGACGUCUUCGGGUUUCUUCCACCUCCCAACGACUUCACCAAAGAGGAACACGGGAUCUUUACAGAUGCGUUCAUGGCGCAUCCGAAGAAGUGGGGCAAGAUUGCAGAGUCUCUACCAGGCCGUGACUUUCAGCAAUGUAUUAUACAUUACUAUCUCACCAAGGAAGAGAUCAAAUACAAGGCCAAGCUCAACAAACGAUGGAGUCGUCGAGGUCGGGCCAGAAGAUCCGCUCGUCCAAAGUCGAAUGCGCUCAUGGCUGAUCUGGGUGUGGUCAAGCCAGACUACGAAGGGGAAGAAGAGCCCGCGCCCGUUACGGAUACCGGUCGUCCCCGACGUGCAGCUGCUCCCACAUUCGGAGACUCAUCGGCGGAUACGGAUGCAAACGGUCGUCGUGGAAAUGCUAAGGACGGGGAACAAACCGAGAGACCGAGCAGGCGAGGACCUCGCAGUGGCGGUGGCACCCGUGGGGGUCGGCGAGGCAAAGCUGCCCAGCAGCAACAACAACAGCAGCAGCAGCAACAGCAACAGCAGCAGCAACAACAACAACAGCAGCAACAGCAGCAACAGCAACAACCGCAGCCGCAAUCACAAUCGCAACGGCAAACACCGCAACCGACGCCAUUGGAGCAAUCUGCUCAAGCGACACCAUUGCCCCCUGUUGGAAUUGCAGUCACUCCCGUACCGAAGACGGAGGUCUUUGAACAAUCGCUUGAUGGAGCUGCUGCAGCAGAGAUUCCAAUCGUUCGCAAGGAGCCGCAAGAAAAAGAACCGAGCGACGUUCCACCACGGGCGCGAUCAGGACGAGGACGUCAGAAAGAGGGGGUUUAUGUUUUCGAAUCCAACGAGCCCGAAGCCCCCGCCCCCGCCAGGCAGCCUGAAGUCAGCGGAUACGGAUCCUUGCAGCCCACCAGUUACUGGUCGGUGCCCGAGCAACGCGAUUUUCCUUUGUUGCUGGCCCAUUUCGGUCGCGAUUUUGAAGGUAUUUCCAACUUCAUGAAGACCAAAACAACAGUCAUGGUCAAGAACUACUUUCAACGCCGCAUCGACUCGGGCAACAAAGACUUUGAGGAAAUCGUUGCAGGUGCCGAGGCGAAGAAGGCCCGCGGUGAACCAACUGGUCCCUUGCCUGUGCCGAAUUUCGCCUCGAAGCGCCGCUACGAAGCCACCCCCUCUGCCAUAAUCAUGCCCCGGCCUCUCGCACCUCAUACUGACGUAGCAGUGCCUGAAGCGGAGGAAGGUCGGCUCGGGCCCAAAAGCAAGCCACUUGGGUCCUCUCAGCAGGUCCCUCUCCAUACUCGACCCGCGCAAGAAAAAGAGCGGAAUGUCUCGCGUUACCCUCCGCUUGCCCAAGCUGGUGCCGUACCGGUGCCCAUCCGCGGGGAUGACGCUUCGCGACCAGUGCGCGCUCAGGCUUCGGCUCCCAUGCCACCGCGACUGCAAGGCCCACGUCUGGGGUAUUUUGCCGACGACCGGCGAGAGAUUCCUGGGACAGUGCUCACUCACACUCCAGCAUCUCAUGCUCAGGAAGUGUCCAUGUCUUCCCGUCAAACACCGGUGUCGGCUGCGGAAAUGGCCCGUCUUGACCCACUCCACGCUCAGGGCUACCGGACUGCCAACAUGGACAUUCAUGGGUCACCGUUGCUUCCAUCACAAGCAGCCCUCCCGGCCUCGCAGCCUGCUUACAUGCCACCCCAACAUCAACCAUCGUUGAUGUCUACCGGGACUCACUCUCGACAGCCGAGCUUGACAAAGACGCCCAGCUCACCCGCUCAACCACUUUUGGGACACGAGCCUGAACACUCCCCUCUCCGGCGCGACUCGAUCUCCCAGCGACCCUACUUUACUCUCCCGGGUCAACCAGCAAGUAUUGUUCAGCCUCCAAUCCUAUCGCCUCCCAAGGAGCUUCUACGGCCGGGUUCGACUCCCCUUGAGCCGCCGGAGCCGCCGCGUGUGCCUGCCAAACGGUCGAACAUCAUGAGUAUUCUCAAUGACGAACCGGAAGAGCCACAACCACGGAAGCGGUUCGCUUCCGACCAGGUAUCCACCCCAGCAAGCCACACAGGAUCCCCAUCCCGUGUCGGGUAUGCUGGUCUGCAACCGCUGUCGCAGCCACCUUCCCGCGCCGAAGAUCCUGGUUUGUCGGCUCAACCGAAGGGUCCGGCUUACGGCGCCCCAAGCCCGUACCUUCCGCCAGCUCGCACGUAUGCUGAAUAUCAACCUUACGGCUCUGUGUCCGGGGCCUCCGGCCCGGCUAAUAAUGAUUGGAUGGCACGGUUCGACCCGCGUGGGCAACAACCCCCAGGGCCUCCACCACAGCAGCAGCAGCAAGCGCCGCCACCACAGCCCAGCAGCCGCGCGUCUGCAUCGCUGGCCUCUCAGUCGGCUUAUUCGCCGUAUGCGUCUCAUCAAUCGUUGCCUGGUUCCUCGUUGCAGAAUCUUACUGCACCGUCGCCGGCUCCUACGCCCUCGCCGGCUGCGACGCAACGGCCCGCCUACCACGCUCCUGUGUAUGCGCCCUCCCCCGCGUCCCACGCCCAGGCCAGUGCGGCUGCGUCGCGGGAGCUUGCUGCGCAGAACGCAAUGUAUCGAUCGGCGGUUGAUUCUCCCACACCGCGCAACGGGAGUCUUGCGUCAUAUGGAUCUCGACAGGGACCACCCACGCCCAUACAGUCGCCUGCGAACAUCCUGGGGAUGCCGGCGCGGCCAUCUGCUGUCAGCUCCUCGGCAUAUGCGUCGGCGCCACCCACGCCCGGCGCGGGGCUGUCAGCGCAACAGCAUGCGAACCAUCAAAGCUACCAGCAACAUGUGCAAACCAUGGUCAAUGGGGCUCAUCAACAAGCGGCUCACCGGUCGGCUCUGGGGCUGGCUGGCACCGUAGCGUACGGUCAUAGCACGCCGCCUCCGCAGGGUCAGAUGUCCCGGGCAGCAGGCCUGCCGGGGCCGGGGCCGCAACCGAUGGCGAUGGGCCGGUCGUACACGCCGCCGGCGAUCCUGCAGCCCAACCCCGCGGGCGGGUUGAGCUAUGCACCUAGUGGUGCUAUGCACGCCUUGCAAGGACGACCCGGGGGUCUCGAACCUGGACCGCAUGGGGCGCCGGGACACCAUCGCGUGUACAGCCAGGGGUCGAAUGCGGGAGGACUUCCUGGACCGUUGACCCCCCAUCCUCGAUAGCUGCACGGUUUACGAAAUAUGUCUAUAGUGGGG
Messenger RNA from Aspergillus saccharolyticus JOP 1030-1, 6329 nucleotides. Its product is annotated as MYB DNA-binding domain protein. Gene Ontology annotation, cellular component: Set3 complex. The transcript has 2 exons. The record is from RefSeq and is a predicted model, not a curated record. Bases 111 to 6296 code for a protein of 2061 amino acids. Gene Ontology annotation, biological process: regulation of transcription by RNA polymerase II. NCBI's taxonomy places the organism in Eukaryota, Fungi, Ascomycota, Eurotiomycetes, Eurotiales, Aspergillaceae.